AGUAAUAUCUCUAACAGCAAGAAUGUCAGACGUCACAUCCUCCAGCGAAUCUCUUUCUCCGAAACCACAAUCCCCAGUUAGUGGAUCCAAAAUCGAUCUCGAACCAUGUAACCUGAUUGCAUCCCUGGCAGCCAAAGAGUCCCAGCUACCCUCACCCAUCGAUAUCAACAUCAUCCACGCGGAAAGAAUUGAACUUCCGAAGCUGCAAUGGCAUCACUACGAAGAUAUCCCUUCCAAAAUCAAGAUGACCAACACCGGUGAAACCGUGAUCCUCAGCGCCAAGUGGCCCAACGAUGUCCGUCCCUAUCUUACCGGUGGCUCCCUCGAGGGUCGUUACGUGUUCUCCCAGCUGCACUUCCACUGGGGCAACUCAGCCGUCGACGGAAGCGAACACACCAUCGACGGAGCGUUCCUUCCCCUAGAGUUACACGUGGUUCACUUCAGCGAUGAGUACGAAACCCAAGAAGAGGCGCUCCAGAACAUCGGUGGAGUCCUCUCUCUGGUCUACUUCUUCAACCUAAAGUCCUCCCCGAACAAGUUUCUCGAUCCAGUCCUCACAAAUUUAAAAGAAAUCACCUUCCCGGACACCCGCUUCAAACCAACCCCCUUCCCGAUCGUCGACCUGUUCCACACCUUCACCGACGACUACUUUCUGUACUAUGGAUCAACCAAGGCCGAGUCCCGCAGUCAUCCAAUCCUGUGGCUCAUCUCCCGCACCCAGGAGUGCAUCGACUUUGACCAGCUGGUGCAGUUCCGGGUGCUGCUGGACCAACGACUACGCGUCAUUCAGCGGGAGGCACCGCCCGAGGUGGCCCCACUUGGGGAGCGCCACCUGUUCCACGUGAAUCCACCGACUCCGUACUGCAACUCGACGCUGUCGGUGCUGCCCCAUCCCAAGUAUCGGCCCGAUCAACGCUGGCUGGUUGACCGGAUGCAGAUCGAGGUUGGAGCGCCCGGAGGAUGUCAAGAGUUUGUGAGGCUGCUAAGGGAAGAGAUGGAGAAGAAGAGGGAGGGUGAGGGGAGCGAGGAUUUUGAGGGGCAGAUAUAGGUGGUAAUAUUGCUUUGCUGUUG
Molecule: messenger RNA, 1071 nt
Organism: Culex pipiens pallens (northern house mosquito)
Lineage: Eukaryota; Metazoa; Arthropoda; Insecta; Diptera; Culicidae
Product: carbonic anhydrase 7-like
Exons: 1
Coding region: 23-1048 (341 amino acids)
Cellular component (GO): cytoplasm
Molecular function (GO): zinc ion binding; carbonate dehydratase activity
Source: RefSeq, a predicted model, not a curated record